CAGCGGGUCUGGUCUGAGGGAGUCCAGACCUGCUGGAUCACUUCAGACCGCAGCUCAGACAUGGCAAGCUGCUCAGGAUGUGGACCGGGAUACCGCAGCCCGCUGGACGCCAUGAAGGGUCCUCGGGAGGAGAUUCUCUACCUGCCCUGCAUCUACCGCAACACCGGCAUCCUGAAACCUGACUACCUGGCCACUGUGGACGUGGACCCCAAAUCCCCCACCUACUGCCAGGUGAUCCACCGGCUGCCGAUGCCGAACCUUCGUGACGAGUUGCAUCACUCCGGCUGGAACGCCUGCAGCAGCUGCUUCGACGACGCCUCCAAGAAGAGAAACUUCCUGAUCCUGCCGUCGCUCAUCUCAUCCCGAAUUUACGUGGUCGACGUGGGGACGAAUCCCAGAGCGCCCAAAAUCCACAAGAUGGUGGAGCCCAUCGAGCUGUAUUGGAAGUGCGGCCUGGCGAACCCCCACACCAGCCACUGUCUGGGCAGUGGUCAGAUUAUGAUCAGCUGCAUGGGAGACCCGUCCGGUAACGGCAAAGGUGGUUUUGUUCUUCUGGAUGGUGAGACGUUCGAGGUGAUUGGUAACUGGGAGCACCAAGGCGAGGCGGUGCCGUUCGGCUACGACUUUUGGUACCAGCCUCGGCACAAUGUGAUGAUCAGCACCGAGUGGGGAGCGCCCAAGGCUCUGGUUAACGGUUUUAAUCCAGCUCAUGUCCAAGAAGGGCUCUAUGGCAGCGCCCUGAAUAUCUGGGACUGGACCACCCACAAGAAGCUGCAGAGGCUUGAUCUAGGAGAAGAGGGCGCCAUUCCCCUGGAGGUCCGGUUCCUCCAUGACCCGAGUGCCGCUGAGGGCUACGUGGGCUGUGCUCUGAAUUCAACUGUCUUCAGAUUCUACAAAACAGCAGAGGGGGACUGGGCUGCAGAGAAGGUCAUCAGCAUUCCUAGUAAGAAGGUGGAGGGAUGGAUGUUGCCCGAGAUGCCAAGUCUCAUCACAGACAUCCUGAUCUCACUGGAUGACCGUUAUCUCUACUUCAGUAACUGGCUGCACGGUGACAUCAGACAAUAUGACAUCACAGACCGCAGAAACCCACGGCUCGUUGGCCAGGUGUUCUUGGGAGGAAGUAUUGUCAGGGACGGACCCAUCAGAGUCCUGGAGGACCCAGAGAACCAGCAGCAGCCCCGCCCCUGCAUCAUAAAGGGGAAGCGUAUCCCUGGAAGUCCUCAGAUGCUGCAGCUCAGUCUGGAUGGGCGGCGCCUCUACGUGACCACGUCUCUGUACAGCGGCUGGGACAAACAGUUUUACCCCGACAUGAUCAGGGAGGGUUCAGUGAUGAUGCAGAUUGAUGUGGACACUGUGGACGGCGGUCUGACCCUGAAUGAGGACUUCCUGGUGGAUUUUGGUAAAGAGCCCGACGGUCCGGUUCUGGCCCACGAGCUGCGGUAUCCCGGCGGAGACUGCACCUCCGACAUCUGGCUGUGAAGCUGUGAUCGUCCUGAGCCUCAGAGUCCAAACACAUUUGAGAACAGCAUCACACAUUAGAAUAACUUUGUUGUCCAUCACAUCAGCCGCAAGAAAAAAACACAUAAAAAAGUACAGCAGAGAUCAGCACACACAUAAAGAUAAUCAAUAACAGAAUCAGUGAUAAACGGUGUUUCUGUACCAGAAUCCAUGAGGAGGAACUGAGCCUCAGCAGAUGUGUCCAUGUUUUGUUCAUUAUUCCAAAGCUUCCUCACUGAGUCUCCAUCCAGCCUCUUGGAACAGCUGAAAAACAGGUUAAAGGGCCAUUUCGCUUAAUUUCACACUGCCAUGUAUGUUUCGGUUCAACUUUGAACUUCCAAAUUCAGGUGAAGCGCCACUCUCAGGUCCUGCCUGCAGGUACAGCGCUCUGCUCACGCUGUUGAAAGCCAGCAGGAUUGAAAAUGCAGAAUGCUCCUUUAAAUCGUUCUGGCUCAGGGGAAACUCACAGACUUCAUCUUCACAACAUCCACCUCUCCCUGCUCGCUCUUUUCCUACCUUAUGAUUCAGAUCAGUGAUCGAUCAGACACGAAGCAGAACCGCGAGUCUGUGUCAAUCGAGCAGUGGGGCACCCUGAGGUACGCCUGAGCAAGGUAUCGUCCCUACACACUGCUCCCCAGGCGCCCAAUGGCUGCCCACUGCUUCACAGAGUGAAUGGGUUAAAUGCAGAGAGGAAUUUCCCCAGGGGGGUCAAUAAAGUACAUAUUAUUAUUAUUA
Messenger RNA from Oreochromis aureus, 2232 nucleotides. RefSeq names its product selenium binding protein 1 (gene selenbp1). The record is from RefSeq and is a predicted model, not a curated record. Gene Ontology annotation, molecular function: protein binding; selenium binding. The transcript is spliced from 12 exons. NCBI's taxonomy places the organism in Eukaryota, Metazoa, Chordata, Actinopteri, Cichliformes, Cichlidae. Bases 61 to 1479 code for a protein of 472 amino acids.